GUUCGAUAAAGUCAGCUCGAUUAAUCACCAACAAUUAUCAAAGAUGUACUAUUCUUUUUAUUCAUGUCAAUUCCAGAACGAUUAGAAGUCGACUUGAAUAGAGGAUUCCUAUUAUGUUUCCAAGGACUAUCAACUACGACAAGACAGUGGAUCAAUGAAAGACCUAAAGUAAACGGUUUGCUUUUGAUUAGCACAAAACCGUACUGGGGUGACCAUGAAUCUUUGGGAAGCACAUUCGAAAACAAGAAUUUUCAAGUCUUAGAUGACGAAUUCACAAGUACAUAAAACACCAAUUAACAAAUUAAAACGGAUGCAUCCAUUCAUUUAAAAAACAAAACCAAGAAAGCAAUGACUAGCAAGCUUAUUGAACUAUGAUACAUCUAUAAAACUUUUGAUGAUGACGACCAAUAUUAAAGCAUCAAUUGGGAAUAGAAACGCUGUAAAAAGCCUUAAAGGAUUCAAAUUUAUAAAUAUCUUUCCUUUUCUUACAUCCCAUCUAUUGAAAAAGUACAAAUCAUAUAAUAAAGCUCAUUCACCGUGAAUGUGUUGCAUAUCAACCGGGAAUAAUAGACUGUGUGCAAAUAAUCAGAAAAGACUUUUCGAAGAUCCUGAAAAAAUUUUUAAAACUAAGGAAUUAUUUUAUCGAUUGCUAAAUCCAAGACUUCUCCUUUUUGGUAAUUAGUCAAUUGCAUUAACUUCCAAGGAAUACGGAAACAUGAAAACCAGUCCGUUUCUAAUUGUUUUAAUUAGAGCCUUAUUCUUUAGAAAAUCAACGAAAAAUCAUUUUGCAAGUAUGAACGAGUUCUUAAAGCGAACUUGAACAGUCUUUAGAUCAACUGGUCGAUUGCAUAUCAUCCUUGGCUUCAUCUAAAACUUUUCUACCUACAACCAAAGCAUUCAUUAUUUAUAAUAAACAAGGAUAUAGAUAUCAUGUCAUUUUUUGAAGCAUUAGGCUCUGGCAUAUGUGCAGGAUUGGCCGUCGACUUAUCGCUAUUUCCAGUUGAUACUUUAAAAACUCGCUUGCAAGCAAAGGGUGGGUUUCUUGCAAACGGUGGAUUUCAAGGCGUGUAUAGAGGCCUUGGUAGCAUCUUGGUUGGUAGCGCUCCUGGAGCUUCUUUGUUUUUUACAACUUAUGAAACUAUGAAAACCAAGCUCCACCAUUCAGGUCUUGCAUUGUCUGAACCCGUGAUCCAUAUGACUUCUGGAUCAAUGGGUGAAAUUGCUGCUUGCUUGGUACGAGUUCCUACAGAGGUAAUUAAGCAAAGAGCCCAGGCUUCUGGUGGAACACUUUCCUCCAGAAAUGUUCUUCAAACGAUAUGGAAGUCUGAGCAAUCCUUGAGAAGUUUAUAUUCUGGUUAUGGAAUCACUAUUAUGAGAGAAAUCCCAUUCACUCUAAUACAAUUUCCUUUGUGGGAAUAUCUCAAGAAGACAUGGAGGACUUCCAACAAUCGAGAGAAGAAUAUGGCUCACGAGGCAGCAUUAUCUGGGUCCCUUGCCGGUGGUAUUGCUGCUGCACUUACUACUCCUCUUGACGUUAUAAAAACAAGAAUUAUGCUUUCACAAAAGAGAACGUCUUAUGUAUCUACAGUAAAAAAUAUCAUUCAAUUAGAAGGAGGUCGUGCCCUCUUUUCAGGCAUUGUUCCUCGUGUACUUUGGCUCAGCGGUGGAGGUGCUAUUUUCCUAGGAUUUUAUGACACUGUCUUCAAUCUUAUUCAUGAAAAGCACGUCUCUUAGAGAAGAGGAUAUCUCAAUCUCUGUAUUUUAUUCCCCAUGGACACUUUCUUUUCUUGACAUUACCAUCAGAAACUUGUAUUGAAACAUUGGUCAUCUUCCUAAUUAGCAUAUGGGAAGUGCUAAGUAAUAUCCUGUAUAGAUAUUUGAGUUCUGCUUUUUGCUAUGUUUUGGAUUUUCUCGCUACCUAGGUUUAGUAGAAGGAUUUAACUAAAUAAAUUUAAUCAAAAAGGAAAUUUAAAACACAAAGUCGUUUACAAAGAAUGUACUAUCCGACUAAAUAAUUUUUCUGUUCCAUUCAUUUUUCGUAUUCUUGGAUUUCCCU
This is a messenger RNA of Schizosaccharomyces octosporus yFS286, 2056 nucleotides long. Its product is annotated as S-adenosylmethionine transporter. Gene Ontology annotation, cellular component: mitochondrial inner membrane. The transcript has 4 exons. Gene Ontology annotation, molecular function: S-adenosyl-L-methionine transmembrane transporter activity. Bases 931 to 1734 code for a protein of 267 amino acids. Lineage: Eukaryota; Fungi; Ascomycota; Schizosaccharomycetes; Schizosaccharomycetales; Schizosaccharomycetaceae. The record is from RefSeq and is a predicted model, not a curated record.